Molecule: messenger RNA, 1559 nt
Organism: Harmonia axyridis
Lineage: Eukaryota; Metazoa; Arthropoda; Insecta; Coleoptera; Coccinellidae
Product: KICSTOR complex protein kaptin-like
Exons: 9
Coding region: 261-1472 (403 amino acids)
Biological process (GO): cellular response to amino acid starvation; actin filament organization; negative regulation of TORC1 signaling
Cellular component (GO): lamellipodium; KICSTOR complex; actin cytoskeleton
Molecular function (GO): actin filament binding
Source: RefSeq, a predicted model, not a curated record
CUGUUUAGACGUUAACAGGAAAACAAAAGUUCCAUAUUUAAGGAACUCAUUAACAAACUUAAUCUUCGCAUUCGAGAUCCGAACCUACUCUGAACAUUUAAAUUUUCUAAUCCUUUUCAUUCGAAAAUUUCCUGUUUACACACGGACAGACAGAGACUAUUCUCAAAAUUGGAAAAUUGCAGAUAUUGUGACAAAAUGAAAUAGCGCUUUAAAAGAUAUCCUAAAUUGGAAAAGACUUCUUCAUUUGGUAGUCUUCCAUUAUGGAUUAUUUGAAAUACUCUCAUUAUUUCUCUUUGCCAACCCAAGGGAAUAUUUAUUCCAUGGCAAACUUGGAAUUAGCUAAUGGCACUUCUAAGCUCCUAGUGGCUUCAUUGAAAAGAGAAAUAUUUUGUUUUGAAUACAUCGAUGGCCCAAAGGAUCAGUUGAUUCCUACUGCUAGGGAGGUAUCUUUUACUUACAUUCCAACUGGUGCUGAGAUAAUAUCAAUAGAUGCUUAUAAUAAGUCUUCAAAUAAUAACGAAUUUGUUGUUGGUAUAACAAUAAUAAAGAACAGUAAUGAUUCUGAUGCUUUGGAAACUUAUCUCAAUAUAUACUCUGGCUGGGAAGCAUCUGAUGAUUUCAACAUUGAAAAUAUAGCCCAAAAUUGUCAGAACGUAGAACUUAAUUUCAUACCAUAUAGAUUAAUACAUACUGAUUACAUCCAAUGGAAUGAUGAAGAUGUAAUUUUGAAAGAGAAAGUAUUUUUACUCUCAGGGAGCGAUAAUCUUAUUCAUGUUUUUCGAGAAGGCUUGGAUCAUUUAUUCAAAGAAAUGGAAGCUAAAGAAUAUUUUCCUGAAUUGAUGAAGACUCCUAGUCCGGUUGUUUGGAUGGACUUAUUAUAUGUGAAUAAUAAAUCGGAGAGAUUGUUUGUUACUGGAUGUGAAUGUGGUUAUCUUAGAUUGGUCAAGGUAUGCACAAAAACAAAAAAAAUCAUGUUCAAUUUCUCUACACGAUUAGACAACUAUAUUUCCAAUGUAAAAUUGUACACAUGUGGAAAUGAUGUAAAUAUGAUUGUAAUAAGCAGUGUUCUAAGUCCUAUUGUUUUUAACAAUGUUAUGAAAUAUGGCUUGAGUAAUUAUAUAUCACUGCCAAGAAAUAGUUCUACAACACUUCUAACUUGCUGUGAUGUUAUUGAUAUUGAUUUAGAUGGUCAAUUGGAGAUUCUUGUUGGGAGCAGUGCCAAGGAAAUCAUUCUGUAUAAACAAUACGAUGACCAUAAAUGGAUACUUGAUGACGUAAAGAAGGUAUCCUCGCCAAUAUUUGGCAUUAAACAUGUAGAUAUUACAGGAGAUGCCGUCAAAGAAAUGAUAGUAUUUUCUAUGAAAGGUGUUCACAUAUUUCAGCAAGAUCCUGAUUAUGUACAAAUGAUUUUAAAUGAGAAGAUAACUGAACUGAGAAGGAAAGAUGUGGCCAGAAUAAAAGAUAUGAUGUGAUUUAUAGUAGAUCAAUGUGCAUUUAUUUUAUGAACUUUAUACCUGAAGAUGCCAUUUUUAAAAUAAAAAGAGAUAUGGUUAUGUUAA